GGUACGCGUUAGCUAAUUUUAAAGGGUUUGUUAUUGAGGAGUUCCUUAUUUAUAUAAUAAACAAAGUUCGAUGGAAAAGCUUAUGUCGGUCAAAACGUGUCUUAAACUGUUGCAGGUAAUGCCCGGCGCCCAGCAUGCGGCCACGUCUGGGGGCCUAGGCGGGCUCGCUCCUCCGCUUCAGAAUCUUCUCCAGAUGCAGCAGGUGCGCCACCGACAGACCAAGCACUGGCAGCCCGAGUUCAAGCGCCUACGCAAGCAGAAGUUCGUCAAGAUGGAUUUGCCCAAUCUGCGCGAGAAACAGGAGGAUAUUAGCAAAGAGGAGAUGCGUAGCCGGAUGAAGGAGCGUGGUGUCUUGCCGCCCCGUCCCUGGAUGGAACGCCCAUUUCACAUCAGCUGCACGGGUGGCAUUUUCGAGGCGUAUGUACCGCCCGAGGGCGAUGGCAAGAAGUCAAUCAUCUCAACCUCUGGCGCCAAGCAAAAGCUAGAGUUCCUCGAGAAAAAGUCGAAGAGCCUAAUGGCCGUACGCAAGAUUCGCUCCUACGAGGAGAGCUUCAGCUCCGACGAGUUCGGCGCCGAGGCCCAGGAUAUCUACAUUCAGGCGCACACGCACAUGGCCGCCAAGGAUAAGUACAAGAUUCGCGAGUUCGUCAGCGAACGCUGCUAUCCGGAGAUGAUGCACAACGUCAAGGACAAGACCAUUCGCUGGAAGUUCCUCCAGUCGCUGGAGCCACCGCGCGUCGUCCACGCCCGUGUAACUGAGGUGAUCUCCAAAGAAAACCAGUUUGCUCAGGUCACCGUGCGCUUCCACAGCCAACAGAUGCUGGCCAUCUACGACCGCUUCGGCCGGCUGAUGCACGGCAGCGAGAUCCUCACCAAAGACGUGCUGGAGUAUGUGGUCUUCGAAAAGCAUAUCUCCAACGAGUACGGCAAGUGGCGGCUGCACGACAAGAUCAUUCCCGACUGGCUACCGCCCAAGAAUCCGGCUCCUAUAACCUAUCGUCUUAUCGAGGAUGUGGAGGAAGAACCCCCCAAGGAGCUAAGUGGCGGCGAGGAGGCCAAGCAGGUGGAGGCGGGCAGCGAACAGUCCAAGGAGCAACUGCAACUUGCCACCCCGGUUGAGAGCCGGUCGAAACCUUCCCUGGCCAUUUGAUUGUAUUUUUUGUGGGCCGCCUGGCGGCUCAGAAGGAUGCGCUUUUAUGUUGUCGAAUGAUUUUUGAGUCGCCAACAAGUGAAAUUAUAAUUUUAAACAACA
This is a messenger RNA of Drosophila rhopaloa, 1252 nucleotides long. It is a transcript of the gene mRpL45, whose product is annotated as probable 39S ribosomal protein L45, mitochondrial. Gene Ontology annotation, cellular component: mitochondrion. The record is from RefSeq and is a predicted model, not a curated record. The coding region runs from base 71 to 1150 and encodes 359 amino acids. The transcript is spliced from 2 exons. Lineage: Eukaryota; Metazoa; Arthropoda; Insecta; Diptera; Drosophilidae.